AUUUUCUAUGCAAAUUAUCGGAUGUAAUAGUAUGAUUACUUGUAUUUACAAAAUAAAUAUCUUUUGUUGCUAUUAGAAACUAAAAAGUAAAACUUAUUGAAAACAAUGAGGGGUCUGAGAUAAAGCACCUUAAGAGUGAUAUGUUUCACCAGUAUUAAGUGUAGAAAAAGUAGCAAAGAUGGAUGUGGUCGGUAGUGAAAUUGGCCAAAAAAUGCGCUCUGCCAUUAAGGCAAAGUUGACCGAACUGGGAUGCUAUGUUGAUGAUGAACUUCCUGACUAUGUAAUGGUGAUGGUUGCUAACAAACGCACUCAGAUGCAAAUGGAGGAUGACCUACAACUGUUUCUUGCAGAUAAUACAGAACUGUUUGUGAAUUGGUUGCACCAGGUUUUAAAGAAAUUGCAAGAAGUGACAGUUGCUGCACCACUAAAAAUCGACAAAGAGAAAGCAAAAGAAAGAUCUGCAUCAAAAGACAGAAAAUCAAAAGAAAAGAAAGAUAAAGACAAGUCAAGAAGGAGUGAUUUUUUAAAAAAAUCAAAAAAGAAAGAAAAAGAAAAGCUUCUACACAAGAAAGAAAAAAAAUCACAAAAGAACAAGAAAGAAAAGAGAAGUAAGAGCCAUGAGCGCAUCCGCCCAAAUAUUCCACCACUGUUAAUGAAUAUGGAAAAAAAUUCUGAACCCUCAAUAACUGAUGUUUUUGCUGGUCAAAUCCUCAAAAAUCAUGGAGUCAACCUUGAUAAUUACAAAGACGACAUUAAAAUUACAGAAACUAAAGUCUUAAAUAAAGAAAAGAGACAGAUUCUACCAAUAAUAGAUCCUGCUUCCAUGUUGGAGCCAGACACAAACUCAUCAGAACCACAAAAUUCUGACUCAAAUUCAAUUGAAGUGCCGAGACAGAGUGCAUUGAAAGAAAUGACUGAAAUUGAAGCCAAAAUACAAGGGUUAAAGCAGAAAUUGGUGGAGCAAUUGGAUUCUAUGUCUGAUGAUGAAGACUUUUUAACUAUAAGAACUGAGGCCGAAGAGCUAAUGAACGAUUUUGCCGAGGAUGUCUUUCAGGAAAUUAGUCAACCAACGAAAGCGGCACUCGUCGUAUCAGGAGAUACAACGAUUCAAAAAAAUACACUAAAAUCUAUCCCGAAGGAACCGACGGACCGGCCCAUCGAGGUCCCGAAGGUUGCCACGGAACGUUCAAAAGACAGUUCGGCCGUUGAAGUUUUAGGGAUCCCCAGAGACCCCACGGAGACGUUGCCCCAAAUCGAACUGAAUCUCCCGAAACGCCCCAUCAGGGAGCGGCUCGGCUCUCGCAAUCCAGCCAAGGAUGCGGAAGUCAAGGAGACGGGCAAACCCUUAAGCCCCGAAAGCUUCACUCCAGAAAGGGAGACGGCGGAGCCGGUCGAGACCAGAAGGGCGGACGACGGCAGCGCCAAGAGGCUCACUUCCAAAGUGUGCGCGUCCGUGGUGCGGGUCCGCCCUCGGCCCCGAGCCAACGCCUCCGCCUCCAACCUGCUGCUGAGGGCCGUCGCCGACGCGCACAAGAGCCUGCUCAACAUUCCCCCCAAAGUGGAGACGGAGCCGUCCAGGGUGAAGCGGGCGUUGGUGCUGCCCAUGCGCCGCUGCGUAGAUCCCGAAAAGAUCGUCAUCCGCGUGGCCGCCGACGGAGGGAGCGACGAAGUGCAUAGGUUCGUGAGCAGCGCGAGGGCGAAGGACGAAUACUCGCCGAUUUCCUCGAGCAAGAGAAUCUCGGACUCGGCCUACGUCCCCACUCGGAACGCCGUCGCCUCCGCCCCCGCUUCCGCCUCCGCCGCGGACGACUCGCUCGUAGUCGAUGCCAUAAACAUACACAAUCCGACUGUCGACAAAGACAAAGACACACAAUUCAUAGUUACAAUGGACGGUUACCACCCGAAUGCGUUCCUGGCCAAAAAGCUUAUGACGGAAGGUCUAUUAGACGACGACGGUGAAUCAGAAAAGCUAACUCCACAAACGACAAAGGAAAAAGAGAUUAACAAAAAAGAUAAAAUUGAACCUGUGAAGACUAAAUUAGAUGACUUCAAAACGGACGUCGAAAUGGCGCCGGUCAACGACAUAGUCAACGAAAAGAAACCCGAAGUAAACGAGGAGCCGAAAGAGAAGAAAGAAGGCCCCGUCUCGUCGGCCAUCAGUCAGAAGAAACGGUUGAGCGACACGAGCGAAGAUAGCGGAACUCAAGUUAUUAUAAAACAGGAACACGAAAAGGUCGAAAAGAGAAAAACGGACGUAGUACCGAGUGCGAUAGAGACGGGCGUACCUGCGGUCAAAAAGAGAAGGGCGUCGCCGAUAGUCUUCGACGUCGAUACGAAAGCGAGAGACAGAGACGUGCGAAGAGAGAGGACGGUGAGCGCGAGCAGCGACACUCAGUCCAUCUCGCUCACCACCGUCACCGACUCGAACAAAUACGACGCGGUGCCUCCGCUGUCGCAGGCCGUGGCAGGCAACGAGCGACGGGGUUCGUGGUGCCGAGCCUUCCCUUCGUGCCGCUUCGGCCCUUCGUGCGCGUUCGUGCAUCCUCGCUGCAAGUUCGCGGCCUCCUGCACCCGCCGAGGCUGCGUAUACGCACACGACGCGCCCUCCGUGGCCUCCCACGUGGUCCCCGUCGCGAACUUCAAAUCCGUUUCGAGUUCGAUUCCCAACCUGUGCAAGUUUUAUCCGAACUGCUCGAACCCUUCGUGCCACUUCUACCAUCCGAAGCCCUGUCGCUUCGGAAAGGGCUGCGCUAACAGGCUCGAGUGCAAUUUUUACCACGCAGACGUUCCGGGGAAGAUGUAUUCCCUUUGAAACAUUUAAUUAUAUAUAUUAUUAGGAGUG
Molecule: messenger RNA, 2842 nt
Organism: Pieris rapae (cabbage white)
Lineage: Eukaryota; Metazoa; Arthropoda; Insecta; Lepidoptera; Pieridae
Gene: Nab2
Product: zinc finger CCCH domain-containing protein 14
Exons: 12
Coding region: 179-2812 (877 amino acids)
Biological process (GO): regulation of mRNA stability
Cellular component (GO): cytoplasm; nucleus
Molecular function (GO): poly(A) binding; metal ion binding
Source: RefSeq, a predicted model, not a curated record